AAAGAUUAAUGUUACAUGUGCUUAUGAGAGUUUUUGAAGAAGAAGGAGCUCAAGUUUUGAGUGCUAAUCUCCAGAUCUUGGAUGAUAGGACCGCUUAUACAAUCAUAGCCCAGGUAUGUAUGAACGCAGCCAGGAAUAAGUAUGUAAAUAUAUACACUGCACAUGAAUAACUUCAUGGUCUGAAGAAAUUGAAUUUAGAAAAAAAAUGUGCUAAAUCAAUAAGCCUAAAAUUUGCACUUAGCCAAUGAAAUGGCCAGACGACUAGACCAAAGAUAUACAAAUGAGGAAAAGACGAAUUGCAAAUGAGUUUCUUUUGUUUCUUUGCGGCCAACAUGUUUUUCCAUCAGUUUUCAAAUGCUUUUAUUAAUUGAACAUGGAAUUGAUUUGUCUUGGUCUCUUUUAGUCGAUAGUACUUUUGUAAAUAAAUUUUGGCCGUUUUGUCUAUGGUCAUCGGACUAUUAUGCCAUUGAAAUGGUCAUCGAUAAAAAAUUUCUACAAACCUACUAUACUUUCCAGUAUUUGAUCAUUGGCUCAAAGCUUAUUGUUUAAGUAUCCUCUGAUUUAAAAAUUAUUCCCAUGAAAAUUAGAACCUCUGAACACAGCUGUAGCUAAAGUCCUAGAAAUGUAUCCAACCAUACCCAACUAAUCUUAUUCUUCUUUUUUUUCUAAAUAAUCUUCUUUUUUUUAGCAACAUGUAAAUAAUCUUCUUUAUUUGUAAAUAAUCUAUUUCGAAAAUAGCAUCUUUUUUUUGUUCAAAAUUUCAAAAUAAAUAGAAAAUUUAUUUGGUAGGAAAGAAUAAGCACAGUUUAGUAGUGUGUAAGCAUACGGACGCAAUCACAAAAGCCAUGACUUUUGGGAAAACAUCACUUUCCUUUAAAUUACGCAGCUUUUUCUAUCAACAUUGAGAAUUUUGAGACUUUAUAUAUAGUGAUGAGAUAGAUUUCAAAAGAGAGAAACAUAGUAACAUAAAGCUUAGAAGAAGAAGAAGAAGAUUUCACCCCCAAAAUAAAAGUCACCAAAAAAAAGAAAGCUUAGAAGAAAACAGAAAGAAUGGACAGGGAGAGGGGAAGAGAAGUAGGAGAAGGAAGCUCAAUGUCGUCGAGGGAACAACGAAACCUCAGAGAGCAAGAGCGACGAAUGCGCAUGAAACAUCUCUUCAAUAUACUCUCUUCUCAUGUUUCUCCCACUCAUAGGUUACCGGUGCCUCAACUUAUAGAACAAGCGACAUCAUACAUGAUCCAAUUGAAAGAGAAGGUAAAUUAUCUAAAGGAGAAGAAAAUAACUUUGUUAGGAGAAAUGGGGAAACACUCUGAGGGGUUGUCGUCGUCACUUCUGCCGAAACUCAGUAUUUAUUCGCGGGAUUCAACCAUACAAAUGAACCUGCUUAUCGAUCUGAACAUGAAAAGAGUGAUGCUACACCAGCUUUUAAGUGUUUUUGAAGAAGAAGGAGCUCAAGUUAUGAAUGCUAAUACUCAGAAAUUGAAUGAUAGGAUGAUCAUUUAUACAAUCAUAGCCCAGGCUAUCAUAUCUCGCAUCGGCAUUGAUCCAUCAAGGAUAGAAGAGAGAGUUAGGGAUAUCAUCUUCUGAUACAAAUUUUGAAGCAUUAUUAUAUCCAUUAAUCAUUAGUCAAUGCCAAUGCUAGUGUUUUAUGCAAUACUUUUAGGGUGAUUUUACAAAGGUACAAGUUUUCUAAACAUAAGAUGAGUAUAUUUAUUGUUGUUUUUGAGUGUGACAAAAUAAUUGUUUUUGAGUUCGAUUAUGUAAGCAUGAGAAAAAUGAGUAAGAAAAAGUUUCUUGGUUAAUGAUAUUUACUUAAAAUCAGUGCGUAUAUUCAUUUGAGUACUUUUUGUGAUUUAUUUGAGUUCUUUGUAUUUAUACAAAACUUUCAAACACACCAAAUGCUACACCCUGAUGUUUAAAUUUUCGGUAAAUUUUCUAUAUACCGAAACCUACAAUCUUUAGUGUUGUUUUAAAAUUUUCAAACACAUUCUAUGUUUGUAUUAAUUAAACUCUCUUUUAAG
This is a messenger RNA of Brassica napus (rape), 2021 nucleotides long. Its product is annotated as transcription factor bHLH167-like. The record is from RefSeq and is a predicted model, not a curated record. Gene Ontology annotation, molecular function: RNA polymerase II transcription regulatory region sequence-specific DNA binding; protein dimerization activity; DNA-binding transcription factor activity, RNA polymerase II-specific. Gene Ontology annotation, biological process: regulation of transcription by RNA polymerase II. Bases 1051 to 1587 code for a protein of 178 amino acids. Lineage: Eukaryota; Viridiplantae; Streptophyta; Magnoliopsida; Brassicales; Brassicaceae. Gene Ontology annotation, cellular component: RNA polymerase II transcription regulator complex. The transcript has 3 exons.